UUUAACUCAGUAUUAUGCUUUUCAAAAUUAUGUAUACAAGCUUCGUCAAUAACGGAAUUGUCGGUAUAUAGUAAUUACAAGGGCGGGAAGGGACUUAACAACCUUUAUUGUCACGAAAGAAUUUCUAAUAUAAGUGACAUAUGAGAGAAAUACUAUAAGGGGGGAAAGAGUAGUAGAUCACCAUGGUUACGGCGUAUAACUAUAGACGGGUAAUGUCUAUCGAUCUUUAGUAGGAUAAUAUAUAAGUUAAAGUUUCAGAAGAGGGUCUGAACAAAGUUUUUCAUUUAUACUCAACUGAUAACGGGACAUUUCAUCAAAUCUUGAAUCAGUCAAUGAAAGGGAAACAAUGGACGACGCCUUGGAUGAAGAACUUGAAAAUAAAUCUAAUAAUGCAUCCGAAAGCUCUGAAAAAUUAGAAACAUUAGAAGAUGUUCAGAAUCUUCCAGUGAAACAGUCAUUGGAAAAACAAUCUGAGAAGAAAGAACCAGUUAGUGAAAAAGAAGGUGAAUCAGAUAGUUUGUCAAAGAAAAAUGAGACUUUAAAAGCAGAAAAGCAACAGGAAGAUAUCUCGCAAAAAGACAAAGAGGCUUUGUUGUUGCGCGAAGAUGAAAUCGAGGCUUCAAAAACAGAAAAACAACAAGUAGAAAGCUUAUUGCAAACAGAAAAGGAGGGUUCAGUGUUAGGUGAAGAUGAAAUCGAGGCUCCAAAAAGAGAAGAACAACAAGGUGCAGAUGCAUUGCAAAAAGACAAGGAGGGUUCGUUAUUGAGUGAUGAUGAGGAAGUUGGUAAAGAAGAGAAACGCCGAGAAAAGAUGAAAGUCUUACUUUCUGGAUAUUUAGAAAUGAAAACGAGGAAGGAAAUUGAAAAAGCUCUACUGAAUGAGAAGAAAAUCAUUGCUCAGUGGCUCUAUCCUUUCAGAGGCACUUAUCAGAAAGAGUGGGAGCUGGAAAUGAAGAAGCUAAAACUUGGAUUUCAGAGGGCUUUGGAUUUUAAGAAAGCUCAUAUAGAGGCAAUCCAGACAGAGCGAAAACUUGUCGAGCUUAACCACUUGUGGGCGGACAGUGCACAUUAUAAAAUUUCACAAGAACUUUUUGACUUUUUGAAUCUGCGGUGUGAGAAACUGAAAACUCGAUAUAUGGAAGAGUUGGAAGAAACCAAGAGAUAUUAUCUGGAAAGGGAAAAAGAAAUAACAGAUAAAUGCACGAAGGCUGAGGAAAGAGCUAAGGCUUUGGCUCGCAUGCGAAGGACUGUUCACGACAAAACUCUUCAGAAAACUAACGAAACUAUCGAGCGUUUCAGGGAUGAGAGUGAAUUUUAUAAAGUAAAAGAGACUGAGCUAAUAAAGAUGAAACAUUUGACUCAUGUUGAAAUAAUAACUAAGGAGCUUCAAGCUUCGAUUUCGCCUCCAGAGCAUAAAAUAGAAGAAAUCAGAGCUUUGUUUAUGGAUUGGAAAACGAAAUACGAAGGCUACCUCACCGUGAGUGAAAAAAUUAAGAAAAGGAUGGAAAAUUAUGGCAAAGAAAUACCUCAGCUAGAGGCCAAAGUUGCCUCAGAAAGGAAGAAACUAGAAGAUAUCAGAAAGGAAAACAAAAUGGAGAAGCAAAUUCGAAUGGAAGAAGUUACUAGAUUGCAAAAAGAAGCCAGAAAUUAUGACAAAUUAGACCCGUCGCUUCGCAAAAUGAUCACUGCCAGUGAAGAAGUAAUGAUACAGCUAAGAGAAAGGAAAUCUAAAUUGGAUAAGAUACGGAAGCUUAAAACUAUGUGUGAUAAGUUAGAAACUGAAAAUGAUAACAUUCUAUCAGACAUCAUUCUUCUAGAACCUAAUGAAAUGAAGGAUUUGAAAGAGAACGAUUGUUUGCCAAUGAUUACAGAUUUGUGUGCUGGUAAUGUAGAGGAUCAUAAUUUACUUCAUAACGUACACCGAAAGAUAAGCAAAGUUAAACUUCAAAAUCAAUUUCUCCUUCACAAUAUUGAAAAUUUGAAGAUAGAGAAUAAAGCCUUGAAAAGUGAUAUGAAAAAAUAUCUUCAUCUUAUUUCCAGGCGUGAAUGGGAGAGACUUCCCGAGGAUAAGUAUGCUACUUUAUAUGAAUUGCCAGGAAAAACUUCUCAAAAUGCUCAUGUACCUGCGGAAUCCGAUAAGCACGAACGUUUUAAGGCAAACUUGAAAUUGUUGAACAAUAGAUUUCACCCUUCGAACAAAGAACUGAUAAGGGGAUUGGGUAACAUGUAAGAUUGCAAUAUUAUAUUGUGAACUGAAUACUAAUGAUGAGUUUUAACAAAUGUAAGUAACACCAUUAAAAACUUUUUAUAACUUGGCGAA
This is a messenger RNA of Parasteatoda tepidariorum (common house spider), 2320 nucleotides long. Its product is annotated as dynein regulatory complex subunit 2-like. Lineage: Eukaryota; Metazoa; Arthropoda; Arachnida; Araneae; Theridiidae. The record is from RefSeq and is a predicted model, not a curated record.